This is a messenger RNA of Perkinsus marinus ATCC 50983, 3504 nucleotides long. RefSeq names its product Cingulin, putative. Bases 1 to 3504 code for a protein of 1167 amino acids. NCBI's taxonomy places the organism in Eukaryota, Perkinsozoa, Perkinsida, Perkinsidae. The record is from RefSeq and is a predicted model, not a curated record. The transcript is spliced from 29 exons.
AUGCUCACUCUUCUCGGUGCCGUCAGCUACUUCCUUGGUAGACCUAGCGUUACCGAAGUCCCUCGUGAUUCUGUGUGGUGUGAAAUCUUCCCUCCCCCUACGGAAAAGCUAGAGGAACCCCAGACGCGCAGUGAAGCCUUCUGUGCUGUUAUACUGGGGGGAGAGGAAGGUCGUCCCGAACGGCUACUCUUACAUGAGAUUGAAUACAAUGAGAAGGCCGAACCGGUUACCCGCAGUACUAAGAACUGUAUAGUAACUCAAGAGGGUCUCGAUCGCGAUUGCUUACCAGACUCUGUGAAAAGAGGAAAAGAAAACAAGCUCAAUUUCGAAUUCAAACAGGGCAGCACUCCGGACGAAAGUAGAGAAAUUGUGGUAGGAAAGAAGACAUAUAUUCUCAAGUUGCUGAGACCGUUGAACGACGAGGAGCAGCCGUGGGAUGAGCGUCAGGGACGUAUGACUCACAUCCCUCUGGUCUACUCGAGUACCGAGCCCGCCAUCUCCCUGUUCAAGCCUGAGCGUCAAGAUAAGUGGUAUUCCAAAACUGAUGGUAGAUGGGAAUCCCUACCGAUCAAUGGGAGGGGCGAUGCUCACCAGGAAGCGGACAGAGGAACGGUGGCAUUUGUAGAGGUGGAAACGAGAGCUAAAGACAGAACGAAAACCACAGAGGUGAUCGCUAUCGUGGAGAAUGCGGGAAAAUAUGCAAUUCUUCGACGGGAACGGUUACAGCAUAGCAUUCAUGCCAUCGCGCAGGACUACAAAAGUUUCGCCAGACCUGGCAAAGAGGAACAAGGAGUAGAUGUGAACUCUGAUAACGAUGAGACGGAAAAGAAACAUAACCUAGAUUCUGAAACUCAGACGGAAGAACAGGGCAAGGAGCUCGCGCAGGAGGAGGAAACUCAGACUGUGAAUGACGGUAUAGAUCGUAUUACCGAUUCCCGAACUUGUGUAACCCGAAUGCACCAUAAGAGGAUUCGUCAACCUGUUUCAGAACGUUCGCUCUCUACGGAGGGUUCUCGUCAUAGCAGUGGCGAGUAUUCGGAUUUCGAGUUCCUUGAAGCGGAUGAAAACACUAAGAAGAGAAUAGGUAGAGGGUACGAAUUCAAGAGAAAAAUCGGCAAUUUCCUAAAUAGAAGAAAAAAUUCCCGAGUCAGAUCUGAGAGGAUCAAAGAGCCAUGGCAACAAGAGGGAUCGAAGGCAGUCGACCAGCUAAAGGUUGAACUACGUUUUGCAAUCAAUGCUGAAAGAUGCUUCGGAGAGUUCAAGCUGUUACCCAAGGCCAAGCUGUUACCCAAGGCCAAGCUGUUACCCAAGGCCAAGCUGUUACCCAAGGCCAAGCUGUUACCCAAGGCCAAGCUGUUACCCAAGGCCAAGCUGUUACCCAAGGCCAAGCUGUUACCCAAGGCCAAGCUGUUACCCAAGGCCAAGCUGUUACCCAAGGCCAAGCUCCAUGACAAGGCUGUGAGGGAGUUGAAGGAGAAGAUAGUUGGAGUGGAUCCCUCUGUGGCCAAGUUGGAGCUUCAGCAAGCGGAGUUACUUAGUAAAUUCACUGUAUUGGAGAAUAAAGUCAGCGAAAAUGGUGACGCGGUGAGGAUCGUGAAGACGAGUUGGGAGGGCACUGUGAAGCCCACGGUAGAAGAGCUGAAUGGGAAAGUGAAGGAGUUGACUUCGACGGUGAAUGGUGUAGUGGAAGAUGUUGAACAUGUUAGAAAGGAUAUCAAUCAGAAGUAUGGAGAUUCCCUGUGGUCGGAGAUUCGAAGUGCAGUGGAGCGAGUCAGCAAGAAGGAGUUCAAAGAGGUACCGAGGAUCGAUCCCGGGACCUUUGGAUUACCAGCAAUACGCAGAAGGGCGGCUCUGAGGAAGGUUGGCAAGAUCUUCCAUGAUCAUCAGCGAGCUGCAUUGAGGCGAUGGCGACAGAAGGCGGAGUUUGAGGGAUUGCGAGAUGGUGUGGAAGUGGAGGUGAGCGGAGCGAAGCAGGAAGUGGUAAAUUUGAUCAAGCAUGAUGUGGCGACUUUGAAGGAGUCUGUGGAGGAAGGGAUGAAGUUGAAGGUUGAUCGAGAGGAGGUUGAGCUGAGGGAAAGAGAUACCCUACAGCCAUUGGAAGCACGCGUGGUAGAGGUGGAGGAAUUGAUCCGAAAUAUGUCUAAGGAGUCACCACCUGAUGAUGGUAUGGGGUUUGCCGGAGUAUCGAGUUCAGAUGGUAGCAGUAGAGCUACUAGCCCGAGGGAGGUGAUAGAAGGAAAGUUGAGUGAGGUGAUGAAUGCGCUCGAAUUGCAUAAAUUGUAUCAACAAUUGGAGGCGACUAAGGCGGACAGGGCGGAGAUGGACGGCACGGUUUUGGAGACCCAGAAUCAUUUGAGGCAACUGGAUGCAUCUAUUGGGGGUAAGGUGGAGUUGCUCACGACUCAGUUGAGGGAGGUGGAGGAGAAGGCACGCAAGUUGGAGGGAUGUUAUGCAACAACGGAAACGAGUUUGGGUGAGCAGAAAGAGGCGAUGGCGAAGCUGAAUGAUACAUUGACGAAGUUGGCCGAGUUCACACAGGACCUCAUAGAUCGGUUCGUUGGAGAGGGGAGUUCGAACGAUAAUGAAGGCCCGUCUAGUUUGAGCUACAUGGUUCGUACUGGUGGAGGUUUUGAACCGAGGCAUUUUGUCACUCUUGGAGCUAGUGGACAAGAAGAACCAGUCUUUAGUAUUCCGGGAGUGGAUGGUGGAGAGUCGCGGAUUGAUCGGUCGAACGAGGUCAAGGUCUCGAGUAUUCCGCACGCCUCCAUCAGGAGGGAAUAUUCGGGAGUUGAUACAGCCGGCUGGGGCAGCGGUGACGACUCCGGUAUGGUACCUAACCCUAGCAAUUUACUUUCAUUAAGAGAGCAAUUCCAGUAUAGGUCUGUUACCAGGAUAACAACGAUGCAUAAUAAGGAGGUCUCGGACGAUGAUACGGAUCCAACUGGUUGGAUGCUGUGGCCCGCGGCUCGAUGCUUCGCUGAUUAUUUGUCGCUGCGCCCGGAAAUUGUUCGUGGGAAGGAUGCCUUGGAGCUCGGCAGCGGUACUGGUUUCGCGGGAAUAGUGAGUUAUAUGAUGGGUGCGAAGUCAGUGACUUUGACGGACCUUCCGGAAGGGCUAGAACGGUUACAUGAGAGUUGUCGGUGUAACGGCGUUGAGGAAAUUCAAGUGUGUGCUUGUCCUUGGGGAGAUAUGAAGGCGGUUGAAGACCUACCUGAGAAGCAGUAUGAUGUGGUGCUCUGUUGUGAGGUGUUGUAUAAGCAGGGCGAGGAAGUGUAUGAAGCUUUGAUGAAGACUAUUAAGGAGACUGUCAAGCCUGGAGGGAAGAUCCUUGUGGUAUACGAGUAUAGAGGGUCGAUGUUGGAAGAUCAAUCCAUGUUUGAUAUGCUCUUUGAGGAGUAUCCUGAGGGGCAUAUGGAGGUGUUGGAGGAAGGAGAUGAGGAUGAGGAGGAUGCUGAGAGACGACUGUUAUAUAUAUUCCCUGUUCCUAAGAAGAAGAUGAAGUGA